AUGAAGUCGACGUUCAACCCCCUCCUCUUCGCCCUUGUGGCCAUCCUCUCGCUCCUCACACUUUCCGCCUCCGCCCAAUCAACCUGCUCCGCAGCCUCGAAAUGUGGCCAAGCCGCCCCAUGCUGUUCAUCCUACGGCUUCUGCGGCAGCUCGAACGCUCAUUGUCUUGGCACCUGCGAUCCCACCUCUUCCUUCUCUCCCAACUCGUGCAAGCCGAUGCCCAAAUGCAAAUCACAAACCAUCUCGUUCGAGAACAACGCCAAACCAUGGGUCGCUGCCUCUGCCUACCGAGGUGACCCGAACCAGGCUCCCUUUACGCUCGACCAAGGUGUUGCUGAACCGUCGAAAACCGGAACCAAGAUGAUCCUCACCAAGAACGGAGAUGCCCAGAAGGGCACCCUGCUCAGUUCCACACGAUACUGGUACUACGGAACCGCAAGCGCCGUCAUGAAGCACGGAAGCUGGGCCGGCGUCGUCAACACUUUCAUCGGCAUGAGCUCCACCAAGGACGAGAUCGAUUUCGAGUAUACAACCGCAUCCGAUCAAGACGUCGAAACCAACUGGUACUGGAAAGGAGAUCCCGAAGGCUACACACAUGGAUUCAGCGUCCCCAACACCACCCUCAACUCCAUCUCAGCGCCUCGAUUCAGCGUCCGAGACUGGCACACCUACACCAUCGAUUGGUCCCCCAACAGACUCCGAUGGUCCAUCGAUGGGACGGUUGUUCGCACCCUCUACCGUAAGAAUCAGUUCCACAAAAAGGACGGUCUCUACCACUACCCGAGCUCGCCGAUGAGGUUGCAGUUGAGCAUCUGGGGUGCGGGAGACGGCACUUUCCAGAAAGGUACUGUCGACUGGGCUGGAGGACUGAUCGAUUGGAACCAGGCGACGAAUGGCAGAUUCGUGAAUAUGGUCAAGAGCGUCAGCAUCACUUGCGCCGAUCCGGAUGACGUUAAAGGGACCAAGCCGAACUACGCAUUCAGCUCGACGCAGAUGAACACGCAGAACGGUCAGCCAAAGGUGAUCGCAAGUAGUAAGAGCUCCAUCAUCUCGUAG
This is a messenger RNA of Pseudozyma hubeiensis SY62, 1056 nucleotides long. Its product is annotated as cell wall glucanase. Gene Ontology annotation, molecular function: hydrolase activity, hydrolyzing O-glycosyl compounds; glycosyltransferase activity. The transcript has a single exon. The record is from RefSeq and is a predicted model, not a curated record. The coding region runs from base 1 to 1056 and encodes 351 amino acids. Gene Ontology annotation, cellular component: fungal-type cell wall. NCBI's taxonomy places the organism in Eukaryota, Fungi, Basidiomycota, Ustilaginomycetes, Ustilaginales, Ustilaginaceae. Gene Ontology annotation, biological process: fungal-type cell wall organization; carbohydrate metabolic process.